GCCGCGCGGCGGGCCCGCCCCCUCGGCCGACUUCCUCCCCGGGCGCGCGGCGGGACGGCGGCGGCGGCGGUGGCGGCGGGACGGCGGGGACGGGCGCUGGCCUGCAGACCCAGCAUGAGUGAAGUUCCCUGCAGAAAACGUGAUGACUAUCUUGAAUGGCCUGAGUAUUUCAUGGCGGUGGCCUUCUUAUCAGCACAGAGGAGCAAAGAUCCAAAUUCCCAGGUCGGUGCCUGCAUCGUGAAUGCAGAAAACAAAAUCGUGGGCAUCGGAUACAACGGGAUGCCAAAUGGGUGCAGUGAUGACCUCUUGCCUUGGAGGAGGACAGCAGAGAACAUCCUGGAUACCAAGUACCCUUACGUGUGCCAUGCCGAGCUGAAUGCCAUUAUGAACAAAAACUCAGCAGACGUGAAAGGCUGUACCAUGUACGUCGCCUUGUUCCCGUGUAAUGAAUGUGCUAAGCUCAUCAUCCAGGCAGGUAUAAAAGAAGUUAUCUUCAUGUCUGAUAAAUACCACGACAGCAAUGAGACAACAGCUGCGAGGCUCCUGUUUGAAAUGGCCGGGGUCUCCUUCAGGAAAUUCACACCAAAGUGCAGCCAGAUUGUCAUUGACUUUGAUUCAAUUAACAGCAGACCAAGUCAGAAGCUGCAGUGAGCGCCAUCUCAUUAAAUCUCCCGAAGAUUGGGAUUAUCCUCUUUUAAGAAGCUGCUAAUGGUUCUCAUCUUGAAGUUACACAUAACUUUUUAAUAGCCUGGACGGCCAAAGUCGACAUCUAAAGAGUAUAAACCUCAAGUCUUCCCUACUCCCUCUCCAGUCUCAUGGAAUCUGCAUCUGUUGAAACUCUUGAUUUAGGGUUUAAAGUAAAGGCGUCGCCCCCUCCGGUCUCCGGUCUCCGGUCUCCGGUCUCCUCCGGUCUCUGGUCUCCUCCAGUCUCCGGUCUCCUCAGUCUCCGGUCUCCUGGUUCACCGGUGGCUCUGCAGAAGGGGGUCAGCCGUGUGUCAUCCACUGUUUUACAGCCACUCUUCAACACCACAUGUGCUGGCAACAAACAUAAUUGUGGUUGUGUUCCUUCCGGGAUGAGCAGACACCCUGAACUGAACAUCUGGCCUCGGGGAGAAGAGACCCAUAGGACAGUAGCAUUUAGGCAUUUGCUCUGGAGAGUUGAGGCACGCCCCCACCCACCCAGAAAUCCUGCAGGGGGUGCACCUCCAUCCUGACGGGUGAUGAACGUCGCUGAGGCAGGGGGUUCUUUCUCCACUUCUGAGGUCCUGCCACCCCCAGGGUGGUGGCACCCUGUCCCUCUAGGGGCUGGGGACCCCUGUUGUUCCAGCUUCUCACUCUUGGUUUGUGGGGGAUGCGGAGCUCUUACUUUAGCAUCUCGGAGUAACGAGUUGCUCCUGGAGGAGGCAGCGUCUCCCUGCCUCGCCCCAGGUCCACACCCUGCUGGAUGGUGGGUUGUAUGGGUGGAAGGGUGGGCAUGCACCUGCCGCCCCGCGUGCCACCAGGGUCCAUUUCCAAGGCUGCCCUCUUCUUGCCUAUCAGUGAAAUGGGAGCAGGUUUCCGUUUUGUCCAGGUCUGUGGGUGACGCGAGCUCCCAUGUGCGCCUGGCGCCCUGCCUUCAUCAUCGACAUGAAUCUCACCUUCCUAAUCACCGCCGUUUGGGGAAUGGGUCACAGCGCACCUUGUCUUUAAUCUCAUUUAAUUCUUAUUAAGUGCGCUCAGUACCUUUGUUGAGAAAAUGGUUUCUUUAUCCUAAAGAUUAUGACCGUUUUAAAAGACUCUCCUCUUUUUAUGAGUUUUUAUUUUGUCUCUGAGGUUGUGCACUCCAGAUUCUGGGGCAUUUGUAAUUUGGCUCCUUGCCAACAUUAUUAAAAUCAUAUUAGAAUCCAA
This is a messenger RNA of Bubalus bubalis (water buffalo), 1887 nucleotides long. RefSeq names its product dCMP deaminase (gene DCTD). NCBI's taxonomy places the organism in Eukaryota, Metazoa, Chordata, Mammalia, Artiodactyla, Bovidae. The transcript has 6 exons. The record is from RefSeq and is a predicted model, not a curated record. Gene Ontology annotation, molecular function: zinc ion binding; dCMP deaminase activity. The coding region runs from base 115 to 651 and encodes 178 amino acids. Gene Ontology annotation, cellular component: cytoplasm. Gene Ontology annotation, biological process: dTMP biosynthetic process; dUMP biosynthetic process.